Molecule: messenger RNA, 3419 nt
Organism: Salvia splendens (bonfire salvia)
Lineage: Eukaryota; Viridiplantae; Streptophyta; Magnoliopsida; Lamiales; Lamiaceae
Product: alpha-glucosidase 2
Exons: 23
Coding region: 177-3152 (991 amino acids)
Biological process (GO): carbohydrate metabolic process
Molecular function (GO): carbohydrate binding; hydrolase activity, hydrolyzing O-glycosyl compounds
Source: RefSeq, a predicted model, not a curated record
UUUGCGAAUAAUUUAUUUACUAUUAUUGAUUAUUAAUAAUAAGUUGUUCCUGAUUGGCGAAGCCCAAAUGAAGAAAGAAUUGUAGUCAGUAGGCAGUUUUAUUGAUCAAUAACACUAUGUGGGACAAAGAAAAACUCAAAACUUUUCUGCUAAAUUGUUAGUUCAGAGUAUCUAACAUGGCUGGCCACGAAGGGGCUGCUUUAGAUUCUAAUAAGAGAUUAGGAAAGAUGGUUUUCGAACCGAUUCUUGAGGAAGGAGUGUUCCGGUUUGACUGUUCAGCCGAUGAUAGGAAUGCGGCCUUUCCCAGCUUCUCCUUUGAAAAUCCUGUAGUUAGAGAUACGCCAAUCUUGAAUGUCCCAAAAAUUCCAACCUACAUUCCCACUUUUGAAUAUGUAAUGGCGCAGCAAGUAGUUAAUGUUGAGUUUCCUCCAGGUACCUCUUUCUAUGGAACUGGAGAAGUUAGUGGGCCGCUUGAACGAACGGGGAAGAGGAUAUUUACUUGGAAUACCGAUGCUUGGGGAUAUGGUGCUGGGACGACUUCCUUGUAUCAAUCACACCCCUGGGUUAUGGUGGUGCUUCCAGAUGGAGAGGCGCUUGGAGUUCUUGCAGAUACAACACGACGUUGUGAGAUUGAUUUGAGGAAGGGAUCAAAUGUGAAGUUUGUUUCUCCGGCAUCAUAUCCUGUCAUCACGUUUGGUCCAUUUGCUUCGCCAACUGACGUUCUUGUGUCUUUCUCAAGAGCAGUUGGAACUAUUUUUAUGCCUCCUAAGUGGGCCUUGGGCUAUCAUCAGUGCCGCUGGAGUUAUGACUCUGAUGAACGAGUUCGUGAGAUUGCAAGGACAUUCCGGGAAAAAGAUAUUCCUUGUGAUGUGAUAUGGAUGGACAUAGACUACAUGGAUGGUUUUCGUUGUUUCACAUUCAACCAGGAGCGAUUUCCAGAUCCAAAAUCUCUGGGAGAUUAUCUUCAUGAAAAUGGGUUCAAAGCCAUCUGGAUGCUCGACCCAGGGAUCAAAAAUGAAAAGGGGUAUUUCGUCUAUGAUAGUGGUUCAGAGAGGGACAUCUGGGUUCAAACUGCAGAUGGAAAACCUUUUACUGGAGAGGUGUGGCCCGGGCCUUGUGUUUUUCCCGAUUUUACACAAUCAAGAGCUCGUUUGUGGUGGACUGACCUAGUUAAAGACUUCAGUUCUAGCAGUGUGGAUGGUAUAUGGAAUGAUAUGAACGAACCGGCUGUUUUUAAGACUGUGACAAAGACAAUGCCUGAGACCAAUAUUCAUAGGGGAGAUACAGAACUUGGAGGAUGUCAGAACCAUUCAUACUAUCACAAUGUUUAUGGUAUGUUAAUGGCAAAAUCAACAUAUGAGGGAAUGAUGCUAGCAAAGGAGAAAAAGCGUCCAUUUGUUCUUACUCGAGCAGGUUUCGUGGGUAGCCAAAGAUAUGCUGCAACAUGGACAGGCGAUAAUCUUUCUACUUGGGAGCACCUCCAUAUGAGUAUCCCCAUGGUUCUUCAACUGGGGCUCAGUGGUCAGCCACUCUCAGGGCCAGACAUUGGUGGAUAUGCCGGCAAUGCAACACCUAAGCUAUUUGGAAGAUGGAUGGGCAUUGGCUCCAUGUUUCCUUUCUGUCGAGGGCAUUCUGAAACAGGCACGAAAGAUCACGAGCCCUGGUCUUUUGGACAAGAGUGUGAAGAAGUUUGCCGACUUGCAUUACAAAGGCGAUACCGGAUCUUACCUCUUCUAUAUACUUUAUUUUAUUUUGCUCAUACCAGGGGGACACCUGUGGUAGCUCCAACAUUUUUUGUUGAUCCUAAAGAUUUGGAGUUAAGAUAUCAAGAAAAUUCAUUUAUGCUGGGACCGCUUCUCAUACAUGCAAGCACUGUAAAGGAUGAGGAGUUAUAUGGAACACCACACAAGUUGCCUAAAGGCAUCUGGCACAGUUUUGAUUUCGAAGAUUCUCAUCCAGAUUUACCAGCUUUGUAUCUAAGAGGCAGAUCAAUUAUUCCUGUAGCUCCGCCCUCUCUACAUGUGGGUGGAGGUAGUCCCACAGAUGAUUUGUUGCUGCUUGUGGCUUUAGAUGAACACGGUAAAGCUGAAGGGCUUCUAUAUGAAGAUGAUGGCGACGGAUAUGAAUUCAGUAAAGGAGGCUAUCUAUUGACAACGUAUGUUGCUGAACGGCUGUCUUCUGUGGUCACUGUAAAGAUUCUCAAAUCAGAAGGAUCUUGGGAGAGACCAAACCGCCGCUUGCAUGUGCAACUACUGCUUGGAAAAUGUUCUACGAUUGAUGCGUGGUGUACCGAUGGAGAUGUCCUACUAAUCGAAUUGCCUUCUGAAAGCGAAUUGUCAGAUUUAGUCUUGGCCGGUGAAAAGCAAUGGAAGAGUCGAAUAGAAAAUGCUACACGGAUCCCAGACUUAGAAGUUUCGGGACAGAAAGGAACUGAACUAUCAUAUGCACCCAUUGAAAUUAAAAGUGGGGAUUGGAUUCUGAAGGUUGUGCCAUGGGUUGGUGGGAGAGUUCUUUCUAUGGAGCAUCUCCCCUCAGGGACUCAGUGGCUGCACAGUCGGAUUGAUGUUGAUGGCUACGAAGAAUAUAGUGGUGUGGAGUACCGAUCUGCUGGAUGUUCGGAGGAGUAUUCUGUCAUUGAACGAGAUAUGGAGCAGGCCGGAGAAGAGGAGGCUCUGAUAUUAGAGGGUGAUAUCGGAGGUGGACUAGUUCUAGCUCGAAAGAUACAUAUCUCAAAAGAAAACCCAAAAGUUUUCAGAAUCGAUUCUGCCAUUGUAGCUCGCAAUGUUGGUGCUGGCUCCGGAGGAUUCUCAAGGCUUGUUUGCUUGCGAGGGCACCCUACUUUCAACUUGUUACACCCUACUGAAUCUUAUGUGUCGUUUACUGCCAUUAAUGGUUCCAAGCAUGAGGUGUGGCCCGAAUCUGGCGAUCAGUUUUUCGAAGGGGAUUCCCUCCCCGAUGGGGAAUGGAUGCUUGUGGAUAAAGGGCUCUCCUUGGCACUGGUGAACCGGUUCAGUACCAGUGAGGUGCACAAAUGCCUCGUUCACUGGGGAACAGGGACUGUGAAUUUGGAGCUCUGGUCCGAAGAGAGGCCUGUCUCUAAGGAAACGCCACUUCAGAUAUCUCACGAGUAUCAAGUAACAGGACUGCUGUAAACUGCUCACAUCUACGAGACCAGCAAACUGCGUGAUGGAUUGAGCAACUAGAAGCAAAGCAGCGAGAUUAUCAUACAUGUGUGGUCCUUUUAUCGCUUCUAUUGUCGUGCUUCUUGUUGCUCUUACCAGUUCAAGUUCACAUAAGCCUAAAUUCAUUUGCUUGCAUUUGCUCACACGAAAUUUAAGCCUUCUAUCCUUGUUUAGUGCAUUGAUCAAAUUAUCCGUGGAACGAAAAUUGCUUUUAUGAUUAAUCACCGAGUUCUGACC